This is a messenger RNA of Dacryopinax primogenitus, 2281 nucleotides long. RefSeq lists its product as uncharacterized. The record is from RefSeq and is a predicted model, not a curated record. The transcript has 8 exons. Gene Ontology annotation, biological process: protein palmitoylation. Gene Ontology annotation, cellular component: Golgi membrane. NCBI's taxonomy places the organism in Eukaryota, Fungi, Basidiomycota, Dacrymycetes, Dacrymycetales, Dacrymycetaceae. Bases 126 to 2240 code for a protein of 704 amino acids. Gene Ontology annotation, molecular function: protein binding; palmitoyltransferase activity.
CAUAAUCCGGGGCCUGUCGCCGUCUCUGUCAUCACUCUCCUUCUGCACUCAAGUCGAACUGUUCAUUUCACUAGCGUUCAUCGAAUCCUUCAGCUAGUUUGCACCCCCCCUCGAGUGCCUGUGGCAUGUCAGAUCCUACGUCUAUUGUGCCUCCCAAGGGAGCUGUCGCUCCCACAGAGGUCGCUCUGGAGACCAUUCAAGCCGAUGCGCCUGGCCCGUCUACUGAGCCUGAGCUGCCGGAAAUAUUUGUGGCCGCACAAAGGGGUGACAUGUCCACCCUCACCAAACUCCUGGCCGAUGACUCAUCGUUAGCCAAUGGCAAGGAUCUCCAGGGUAUUACACCACUGCACUGGGCAGCGAUUAACGCCCACAUGGCAGCUUGUCGACUUCUUCUUGACAAUGGUGCCGAAGUGGACGCAAAGGGAGGUGAUCUGGUUGCAACACCAAUGCAGUGGGCUGCUCGUAACGGACAUCUCUACGUUAUCCAGUUGCUCAUCUCUCAUGGCGCUGAUCCCUCGCUUGAAGAUGCUCAAGGUUACAACACCCUACACUUGGUCACUCAUUCAAGCGCCGUCAUGCCUCUGUUGUACAUAUUACAUCAGCCUGUCGCAGUAGACCAUCCGGACACUCAGGGGCAUACCGCGCUGAUGUGGGCAGCAUAUCAAGGCGACGCCCUUUCAGUCCAACUCUUGCUGUCGCAUGGCGCAUCCGUCCAUGCUCGAGAUCAUUCGCAGUUAACCGCGUUGCAUUGGGCUGUUGUGAGAGGAAAUCAUUUGUGCAUCAAACGGCUCUUGGACGCCGGGGCCGAUGUCAAUUCCCGGGACGGCCAGGGCAAGACCCCACGGGAAAUGGCCACCGAACUCAAAAGUGAAGGCCCGUGGAGACGAGCAUGUAGAGAGGCAAAACGUACAGAAGAUGGGAGGAAGCGGAAAAGUGUUUUGAAUGAGAGGAACACCAAAAUUGCCGUAUUUCUGGUCCCUACCUUAUUCUUUUACCUCAUUUUUUCCACAAUUUCCCUCCUCACGUGGUACACUGGUCUCUGCCUGGCUGCGGCAGAGUUCUUCGGAAUGCACCAUGUCGUCACGAAGGUGUUAUUAGAUGCACCUCCGUCAAGCACAGCCGUGACUGGGUCGCCAUACUUCUCGGGAAUCAUUUUUGGGUCGCUGUUCUUCGUUGGCUGGGAGUGGGUUACGACAGUGGUGAGGUCAACUUCAGGCUAUGCAGUGACGAACCUCUUGUUUGCCUUGUGCUUUCUGCUCUGUUGCUACAACUUCUUCCGUUCCGUGACUUUGGAUCCCGGCGCAUGCCCCAAACCUGCUGACGAGGCAGAAUUGAAAUCGAUUAUUGAAGAGCUGGCCAGCGAAGGACGAUUGAAUGGACAAACCUUUUGUGUUGUGUGCAUGGCUAGAAAGCCACUUCGGUCGAAGCAUUGCCGGGUUUGUGACCGGUGCACAGCAAGAUUCGACCACCAUUGUCCCUGGGUUUGGAACUGUGUCGGUAUAUCUAAUCAUCGACAAUUUAUCAUCUUCCUCAUCUCUUUGGUGCUCGGAGUUCUAUGCUUUGAUUACCUUGUCUAUGCUUAUUUCUUGCAGAACGUACCCGCAGACACCGUACCCGCAGCGUCCUGCAUCCUUCCCACGACGCUCUGCAGCUGGACGUCACAGAAGCCAUUUAUUACGUCGGUUUCAAUCUGGGCAACUCUCCAGCUCGUGUGGACUUCCGUGCUACUUGUUGCGCAAUUAUGGCAAGUAACAAAGCAGGUCACCACGUUUGAAGUCUCGAAUUUGUCACGAUUUGGCUUUAUGGGUGGCCGAGGAACAUCUGCAAUUGGGCAAGAAGGUUUGACACACCCCAGACAGGGUCAGCAUAUGAUGGGGGACGAUGAACCCAAUCCAGAUGGAAUCGGCGGUCAUCCGGCAGCAGGGGGGCCGGGGCAGCGGGCCCAGCACAAGAAUACUGCUGCAUUCCUCUUGCAGCUUCUCGGUCUCGAUCGCUUUACUGCCAAAUCUAACAGGCGUGCACUUGCACGGUCAUCGCCCAAUUCAAAUCCUUUCGAUCAAGGUGUCUGGCGAAAUUGUUUGGACUUCUGGACCACUGGCCGCGAGCUUGGUGUAGAGUACGGUUCUCUAUAUGAUGUUCCGUCUGGAGGAUUUGCAAAGAAGGGAGGCGAUGAUGGCAAUAGGCGGAAAGGGAAGGGCCGUAAGGGUGGAUAUGAGCAGGUUCAGUCUGAGGAAGUGUGAUAUGUAGGGAUAUCGAGUCGUGUGGGCAAUGCCUGAUCUGU